AUGCCCCGUCUACGAACCUCAAGAUCAACCCCACCGCCAGAAGGCUUUGACGAAAUCGAGCCCAUCCUCGAAGAGUACGAUCGAAAGAUGCGAGACGCUGAAACUGAAGACACAGAUGGUAAACGAAAAGUCGAAACUUUAUGGCCCAUCAUUCAAAUCAAUCACACACGCUCAAGAUACAUCUAUGAUCUGUACUACAAACGGGAAGCGAUCUCCCGCGAACUCUACGAUUGGUUGCUGAAGUAUCAGUAUGCGGAUGCAAACUUGAUAGCAAAAUGGAAGCGAACGGGGUACGAAAAGCUGUGCUGUGUUCGAUGUAUCCAGUCUAGAGACAUGAACUAUCAAGGCUCGACAUGUAUCUGUCGAGUUCCAAAAGCGCAAUUGCGUCCAGGGACAGUGGUCGAAUGCGUUCAUUGUGGGUGUCGUGGUUGCAGCUCAUCCGACUAA
Molecule: messenger RNA, 447 nt
Organism: Ustilago hordei
Lineage: Eukaryota; Fungi; Basidiomycota; Ustilaginomycetes; Ustilaginales; Ustilaginaceae
Product: putative G10 protein
Exons: 3
Coding region: 1-447 (148 amino acids)
Biological process (GO): mRNA splicing, via spliceosome
Cellular component (GO): spliceosomal complex; nucleus
Source: RefSeq, a predicted model, not a curated record